GCGAGUGUUAGGUGUACCUCAAUGUCAACCCCCCAAAAGAUCACACGACCGUCAUCUCCUAGGGAGUUUUUCGCACGAUUAUAUGGACAUUUGGAAACAUCCAAGGAGGAAAUAUCGGAUAAGAACAAUCAAGAUUCAACUUCGUUACCACGGCCAUGUUCCAGUAUUGUCACUCCAAUGCCGCUCAUGGCCGCACCGCUUCCUUUUCUGUUACCUCCAGGAAACGAAGCACAUUUAACGGCGGCUGCUGCUGCAGGAUUGACAGCUUUCCUGGCACGAAGGCGUAGAAAAGAAGGUCGACCAAGACGUCAACGAACAACAUUCAGCAGUGAACAGACGUUACGUUUGGAAAUCGAGUAUCAAAGAUCGGAAUACAUAAGUAGGGGAAGGAGAUGCGAGUUAGCCGAAUCUUUACAAUUAUCCGAAACGCAAAUCAAAAUUUGGUUUCAAAAUCGCAGGGCUAAAGACAAAAGAAUAGAGAAGGCCCAAUUAGACCAUCAUUAUAGAAAAUUAUUGGGGGCCUUUUCUACAUUUUGUCCUGUAUGUAUCGAUAGCCCGUGCCUACACAUCACGCCAAAUUCAUCGGUGCUACAAUCGACCAUGCCAUUGAAUUCUCCUGCAGCAAUACCAAAUAAUUCUCACAAUUUUGCUGGUCAUAACAGUGAUUUUAGUGAUAUUGACGUUAAAUGAAACCACAGCGGGUCAAAAGUGCGCAAAUAAGUGAACAUCACUUGCGACAAUAAGGAAUUGAUCGCUAAAAUACAGAAUGGUGUAUAUUAUGUCAGUGAUUUUCACAUAAUAUGAGGGUUUUUAACACUAUUAGAAUUCAUUGCUAUUAGGUAACUAUAGAGGAAA
This is a messenger RNA of Photinus pyralis (common eastern firefly), 855 nucleotides long. Its product is annotated as homeobox protein rough-like. The coding region runs from base 22 to 690 and encodes 222 amino acids. Lineage: Eukaryota; Metazoa; Arthropoda; Insecta; Coleoptera; Lampyridae. The record is from RefSeq and is a predicted model, not a curated record. Gene Ontology annotation, molecular function: DNA-binding transcription factor activity, RNA polymerase II-specific; DNA binding. Gene Ontology annotation, biological process: regulation of DNA-templated transcription. The transcript is spliced from 3 exons.